AUGAUUAAGUUUGUAGCAGUGAUAACAACAGACGUUUAAUCGCUUUUUACGCACAGUGCAAUAAGAAAUACGCGUUUAGUGAUAAAUCUUAAAAUAAACUAUUUAACAUUGUGCGACAACUGUGAAAAAAUUAUAUGUGCAAAAUGGUAAAAAUUUCAUCCCUUUUCUUUCUUUUCUUUGUUACAUUUUCAAAAAGUUACGAUUUGAAACAAGUUCUUAUAUUAAGUCGACAUAAUAUAAGAGCGCCACUCUCAUCAAAUUUACAUUAUCUCUCGAGUAACACGUGGCCGAUAUGGAACGUGGAUUCCGCAUUUUUAACUGCUAAAGGUGCAUUGCUUGAAGGUUACAUGGGACGUUUUAUAUCGAAUUGGUUAGUCAAAAAAGGUUUGCUACCAGCAGGAUGUCCUGAACAAAACACUGUGCGUGUUUACGCUAACACGAGGCAGAGAACAAAGGCAACUGCAAACGCAUUUGUAGACAGUGCAUUUAAAAACUGUAACAUAACUGUAUACAGCAAGGUUUCCAAUAAAAUGGAUCCAAUUUUCAAUCCUAUAAUACGGAAUGAUUCUAAAGAAUUAAAAUCUGCAAUCAUAAAUGAAAUGGAACAAAAAUUACGUAGUCUAAAUUUGAAUGAGCCAUACUCGAGGUUGAAUGAUGUUGUGGAUAUAAAGCAUGCCAAGAUAUGCGAAGUUGAUAAAAUUUGUGAUUUUGAGAGAGCUAAAGAUGACGUUUUUUACGAAAUAGGGAAAGAACCAAACGUGAAUGGACCUUUGGGAUUCACGAAUUCUAUAGUGGAUGCAUUUAUUAUGAGCUACUACGAAGGUAUGAAUAUUACAGAUAUUGCCUGGGGAAACAUGAGAACUUCAAAAGAGUGGAAAUUAUUCUCAGCUAUAACAAGAGGAAACAUGGACGUCAGAUUUAACAGUACUGUAUUAGCUAAAGAAGUAGCGAAACCAUUAUUAAAAUACAUUUAUAGUAUUUUAUAUAAAAAAUCGCCCAACUUUACUUUGCUUGUUGGACAUGAUUCAAACUUGAUGUCAGUUAUGGCGGCAAUAGGUUUUAAGCCGUAUGUGUUGCCAGACCAAUAUGAAGUCACGCCCAUCGGUGGUAAACUUGUUUUUCAAAGAUGGCAUGAUAGGAACACUAAUGAAGAUUUGUUAAAAAUUGAAUAUGUUUACCAAACAAUGGAACAGCUAAGAAACGGAGACGUUUUAACAGAACAAAAUCCUCCAAAAGUAAUAACAAUGCAUAUUGAUACCUGCGAAAAUGAUAUUGGUGGGUUUUGUAAGUGGAAUAGAUUUAUAUCUAUUUUGAAAUCUAGUUUUAGUUAGAUUCCCAAGU
This is a messenger RNA of Pieris brassicae (large cabbage white), 1341 nucleotides long. Its product is annotated as glucose-1-phosphatase-like. Lineage: Eukaryota; Metazoa; Arthropoda; Insecta; Lepidoptera; Pieridae. The record is from RefSeq and is a predicted model, not a curated record. Gene Ontology annotation, cellular component: outer membrane-bounded periplasmic space. Gene Ontology annotation, molecular function: sugar-phosphatase activity. The transcript has a single exon. Bases 135 to 1331 code for a protein of 398 amino acids. Gene Ontology annotation, biological process: dephosphorylation.